Messenger RNA from Hyaloperonospora brassicae, 4656 nucleotides. NCBI's taxonomy places the organism in Eukaryota, Oomycota, Peronosporomycetes, Peronosporales, Peronosporaceae. The record is from the annotation of a GenBank genome assembly.
AUGUCCGCGUCACUGCAGCUGCCGCUGCUGCAAGUCGUGCCCUGCGGCCCCUACGACAUCGUACUGGGCUCGUCGCUGCUCCAGUCGCAGUACGUCGCGACGGAUCUGCUCGAGCGCCUGCCGUCCAUCGCGACGUUUGUGAUCCUCACGGACGCCAACGUCGGGCCCCUGUACGCAGAGCCCCUGCGCGCGCAACUCGCGGCGCUGCUGCAGCUGCAACAGCGCGACACGCGCCGCGUACUGCUGCACACGAUCCCCGCGGGCGAAGCGUCCAAGAGCCGCGCGACAAAGGCCUUCAUCGAAGACCGCGUGCUGUUCCCCGCGCGCUGCCAUCGGGACACGUGCGUCGUGGCCGUGGGCGGCGGCGUCGUGGGCGACGUGGCCGGCUACGUGGCGGCCACGUACAUGCGCGGCGUGGCGUUCGUGCAGGUGCCGACGUCGCUGCUCGCGUGCGUGGACUCGAGCAUCGGCGGCAAGACGGGCAUCGACGUCGAGGCGGGCAAGAACCUGCUGGGCGCGUUCCACCUGCCGCAGCGCGUGUACAUUGACCUGCGCGUGCUGCAGACGCUGCCGCAGCGCGAGCUCGUGAACGGCCUGGCCGAAGUGAUCAAGUCGGCGGCGAUCUUUGACCCGGUGCUGUUUGAGCUGCUCGAGGCGUCGGCCGAGACGGUGGUGGCGCUCGCGGACAUGGCCGUCGUGCAGCGCGUGGUCGCGAGGUGCGUCCGCGUCAAAGCGGCGGUCGUGACGCAGGACACGAAGGAGAUGGGGCUGCGCGCGAUCCUCAACUUUGGCCACAGCAUUGGCCACGGCAUUGAAGCGCUGCUCCAGCCCGAGUUCCUCCACGGCGAGUGCGUGGCCAUGGGCUGCAUGAAGGAGGCAGAGAUUGCGCGCGGCAUGGGCGUGUGCUCGGCCGCAACGGUCGGCCGACUGCGGCGCUGCCUCACGACGUACGGACUGCCCGUGCGGGUCCCGGACCACGUGGCCACGCGCGACAUUUUGGUGAAGAUGGAAGUCGACAAGAAGAACUCGGGAGGCGUCAAGAAGAUUGUGCUGCUCGAGGAGAUUGGCAAAGUGCUGGCGGACCCGUACGCGCGAGCGGUGGACGACCGUCAGAUUGAGUUGGUGCUGGAGAAACAAGUCCGCAUGGUGCCUGGCGCGAAAGCCAGCGGUACGAUCCGUGUUCCUGGAUCCAAAUCCAUUUCGAACCGCGUGCUGCUCAUGGCCGCGCUUGGCAGCGGGUCGUGUCGCAUCACGGGGCUCUUGCACUCGGACGAUACCCAAGUGAUGAUGAAUGCCUUGCAGAAGGUUGGCGCCAAGUUUUCGUGGGAGAACAGCGGCGCUGUGCUCGUUGUCAAAGGCACGGCCGGGAAGUUCAGCACUGUUGCCGACGGCGAGGAGAUCUACUUGAGCAACGCCGGCACGGCUGCUCGCUUCCUUACAAGCGCGAUGACGCUGGUGCCGCACGAGAAGAACGGCACAGUGAUCGUCACGGGUAACCAUCGCAUGAAGGAACGUCCGAUUGCACCACUGGUGGAUGCACUGCGUGGAAAUGGCUGCGACAUCGCUUACACGGAAAAUGAAGGGUGCCCACCACUCGCGAUCCGCGGCACUGGCUUACGUGGCGGCACCGUGCGUCUAGCUGCCAAGGUCAGCAGUCAGUACGUGUCAUCGGUGCUUAUCAGCGCACCGUACGCAAAGGAGCCGCUCUUGCUGGAGCUUGAAGAGGACGAACCGACUUCGCUGCCGUACAUUCUCAUGACCGUACAGCUAAUGAAAGAGUUCGGCAUCGCGGUCGAAACGCUUGCUCCCAACCGCUACCGUGUGCCAUGCGGCGUGUACGAGAAUCCGGACGCGGUGUCCGUGGAAGUGGACGCGUCGUCAGCGACGUACCCGCUGGCGUUUGCUGCUAUCACAGGUGGACAGGUGACUGUAGAAGCUUUAGGCGAUACUAGUCUGCAAGGAGAUGCCGCUUUCCACACUCUGUUGCGAUCGAUGGGAUGCACGACGACGCAGGACGCUACCUCGACGACAGUGACUGGGCCACAGGACGGCUCACCUCUCAAGGCUGUGGAGAUCGACAUGGAGACGAUGACCGACGCGUUCAUGACUGCUGUUGCCCUUGCUGCUGUGGCGGACGGCACGACGAAGAUUACCGGUAUCGCCAACCAGCGUGUAAAGGAGUGCAACCGCAUUGAAGUGAUGGUGACAGAGUUGCGCAAGAUCGGCGUGGAGUGCGGUGAACUGCCCGACGGCAUUUGGAUCAAGGGUACGGCAGGUAAGACCGAUCACUUGAAAAAAGCAUUGAUCGAGUGCCACAAUGACCAUCGCAUCGCCAUGAGCUUUGCGGUUCUCGGCUCUGUGGUGGACAACGUGAUCAUCACCGACAAAGAAUGCACGGAGAAGACAUACCCGGAGUUCUGGGACCACGUGCAAAUGCAUCUUGGUCUUCAAGUCGCACCCGUCGUCAAAGAGGUGGCUGGCGAUAGCGACGUUGAUCCCACAGUCCCUAGUGUGUUUGUUAUCGGCAUGCGAGGUGCUGGUAAAAGUUCCCUGGUGAAGGCGGCGGCCAGUGCCAUGAAACUAGACGUUCUAGAUACAGACAAGGUGCUGGAAGAAGAACUUGGCGAGCCCAUUGCCGACUUUGUUGCCCGCCACGAUCACACGUGGGAAGCCUUUCGCAAAAUGGAGAAAGAUCUGCUGCUGCGUCUGAUUGCAAACCCGCCCGCAGCCACCAUUAUUUCUUGCGGCGGUGGCGUGGUAGAGACUCCAGAAGUCGCGGUCGCGCUCGAGAAGUACUUGUACGUGGUUCAUGUUCACUGCGAUAUCAAGGAUGUUUUGUCGUAUCUAGAGUCCGCCGAGGAGUCGCACCGUCCGUCAUUGGGAGACAGUCACGCGAACAUUUGGGCACGGCGAAAACCUCUGUAUGCGCGCAGCUCGUCGUUCGAGUUCGUUGUGAACGCUGGUGACGUGGAUUACCCGCGCAUCAACCGCGACUUUGUGCGUUUUCUUUCCGUCAUCGUGCCAAAUCUGCCCGCAAGUUUCGACUACCGAUCCGCGUGCCGCUCGGAUACAUUCUUCUUGUCGCUCACGUUCCCUGACGUAAACGAUGCUCGUCCAAUUAUAAGCGACAUCUCGAAGGACGUCGAUGCGCUGGAGCUGCGCGUAGAUUUGUUGAAGUAUCCCGAAGACGCGGAGUUCGUGGCUGCGCAAGUGGCGCUCCUCCGUUCGCUCUCGACUCUUCCGAUCAUCUUCACAGUGCGCUCGAAAGGGCAGGGUGGCGCGUUCCCGGAUGGCGAGGAGAACGAGCAGAAGAUGUUCGAGCUGCUUCAGCUCGGUGUCCGGUUGGGCUGUGAGUUCGUGGACAUGGAAACGUGCUGGUCGCGCAAAGCACGCGAGCACCUGAUGGCCCGCCGCCACCGAUCCGCCAUUAUCUCAUCCUUCCAUGCCGUGCAGAAGCCUACGUCUGAGGCUGAGACGCGAGCCAUUUUCCGCGAGUGCUUCUCGCAGGGAAGGGUGCAGAUCGUGAAGGUAGUGGUCAAGGCCUACUCUCCAGACGAUGCCCUCAUGGUGGACCAUAUUGCCAAGGAGUUUGCACACGCGUGGCAUCAGCAGAUGCCGAUCGUUUCGCUGUGCACCACCGACGCAGGCAAGCUGACACGUGUGUUGAACCGCACGCUCACGCCGGUGACACAUCCGCUGCUGCCUGCGGUCGCGGCGCCCGGGCAGCUUUCUGUGCAAGAGAUAAUGACCCUGCGCAAGCAGCUUGGGCUCCUUCCAGCUCGCGAGUUCUACCUGUUUGGAUCGCCGAUCCAGAAGUCGCCAUCACCUGCAAUGCACAAUGCUGGGUUCGAGUCCGCGUCGCUUGCGUCGCUCUUUACAUACGGCCUGCAUGACACCACGGACGUCCUGGAGAUCGUGAAGCGGAUGCGAGCACCCGGCACGAGCUUUGGCGGCGGUUCGGUCACCAUUCCACUCAAGUUGGACAUCAUGGAGCACCUAAACGAGCUAUCACCAGCUGCACGGACCAUUGGAGCUGUGAACACCAUUGUGCGUGCGGACCGAAACGGCUCGCCGUACUGGAAGGGCGACAACACGGACUGGCUAGGCAUCUUGCGUCCCAUCAGUAAGCGGCUCGAGGCACUCGGCACGAAGAAACCUGUCCACGAGCUGACUGCGCUCGUCAUCGGUGCAGGCGGCACUGCCAUGGCUGCAUCGUACGCGAUGCUCCAGUUGGGCGUCGGCAAACUGUUCAUCUUCAACCGAACGUUCGACAAAGCCGUGGCCGUUGCUACGCGCUUUGACGCGGAAGCGCUGUCGGAGUUGACGCCCGAGAGACUAGCUACGGUGGACGUGGUGGUGGGCACAAUUCCUGCGCAAGCUGGUUUCCAGCUCCCUGACCACCUCGUGGCGCCGCGCACUGACGGCAGCAAAGUCGUGGUGCUCGAUGCAGCCUACAUGCCUCCUAUCACGCCGAUGCUGGCGCACGCACAUGCGGCGGGCGGUGCGAUGUGCAUCCAGGGCUACGAGAUGCUGUACGAGCAGGCGAUCGCGCAGUUCUAUCGCUGGCACAAGGCGACGCAAGUGUGGGCCGUGGACGAGGACGCGAUCAAAGAGGCGUGCCGCCGCCACGUGCCGGUGGACCAGCGACUCUCCUAG